UCUAUGGUUCCGCCAGUCCCCGGAAGCGGCAGCGGGGCGAUGGCAGCGGAGAGGUCGGCGGCGGCGGAGCUGCAGCCAGAGGGGCAGGGCGGUGGCGAGCUGGCGGGCGGCUUCAGGCAGCUGUUGGAAGAGGAGGAGGAAGAGGGGGCGGAGGACGCCGGCUACGUGCUUUACAGAGACAGAAAAGAAUGGGCAGAUAUUGAACCUGUGCCUCAAAAUGAUGGGCCAAAUCCUGUUGUUCAGAUCAUCUACAGUGAAAAAUUUCAAGAUGUCUAUGAUUACUUCCGGGCUGUUCUGCAGCGGGAUGAGAGAAGUGAAAGAGCUUUCAAGCUAACAGCAGAUGCCAUUGAGUUAAAUGCUGCAAACUACACGGUGUGGAAUUUCCGGAGGGUCCUCCUGCAGUCUUUGGGAAAGGAUCUCCGUGAAGAGCUUAAGUAUAUUACAGCUAUCAUUGAAGAUCAGCCAAAGAACUACCAAGUCUGGCAUCACAGACGCGUGUUAGUGGAGUGGCUACAGGAUCCAUCCCAAGAGCUUGAGUUCAUAGCUGACAUUCUUAACCAAGACGCUAAAAAUUACCAUGCAUGGCAACACAGACAAUGGGUUAUUCAGGAGUUCAAAUUAUGGGACAAUGAACUGGAAUACGUAGACCAGCUUUUGAGGGAAGAUGUGAGAAACAACUCUGUUUGGAACCAACGACACUUCGUAAUUUUCAACACCACUGGCUAUGCUGAUCCAGCAGUCCUAGACAGAGAAGUCCAAUACACUCUUCAGAUGAUCAUAGCAGUGCCACAUAAUGAGAGCGCUUGGAACUAUUUAAAAGGGAUUCUACAGGAUCAUGGUCUUUCUAAGUAUCCAAAUCUGUUAGAGCAAUUGUUGGCUUUACAACCCAGCCACAGUUCACCCUAUCUGAUUGCCUUUCUUGUGGACAUAUAUGAAGAUAUGCUUGAAAACCAGUGUGAUAACAAGGAAGAAACACUAAACAAGGCAUUGGAGUUGUGUGAAAUUCUGGCUAAAGAAAAAGACACCAUCCGAAAGGAAUACUGGGCAUAUAUUGGAAGGUCGCUUAAGAACAAGCACAGCUCAGGCACUUAAAGCAGACUGACAGAGAAGCAGCAGUAACGGAACACGGAAGAAAACAGCGUUAAGCUCUCAAGCUGUUCUAAAGCAGUACUAAAUAGGGUCAUCAACUAGUUUUAAAUCCAGAGUAGUAUUCACCUGGUGAAGAGGUAUUGCAAUGAAAGAGGAACAUGGAAUGCUGUGGAGUCUCGGGUCACUGCUGCUACUGGUGAUAGCUCUAGGUGCAGACAAGAAAUGUAUUAGGGCUUAGUUAUUGAAAUGUACCAAAUAAAAGGUUUAUUUCCUAAUAACAAAUACAUAAAGCUAUACCUACUAUUUAUAAGGCACUAAACCAAUUUCUCAUGUUCUGGCUUAUCCACUUGUGUUCCCUAACACGGUUACAUCAGGUGGUAAUGACUGCAGGUACCUUAGCUGUAGUGGAUCUAAAGUAAUUUACUUCUGGUUAGUGCAAGCAAGCACUGCAGUUGUUGCCUUACGUGAGAGCAACUACACAACACUGAUAGCACAUGCUGUUGCAUGCAACUAACACCAAGUGUCACUUUUUAAUAAAAACAGAUAACUUAAAGCAUUUGUCUGAAAUUUUUUAGUGUGUUUCCUUUGGUCUUUAGAUGGACAUUAGCCUGUUCUUCUCAGAUGCUGAUAUAGAUUUAAAAAUCCUUUUUAGGAAUAUUGUAUUCUAUUGCAUUGCGAUUUCUUUUGCACUAGAGUAUUCUCAUCCCAGAAGCUUUCAAUAUACUUUGCAUAUUCAGUGGAGCCUUGAAUUGUCUGCACAGUCAGGAAAAAUUAUUUGAGGACCCUAGAAGAUCUGCUCAGGUUUUUUUUGGACUUCUGUUCAGACAGCUGAAAAUCUGAUUUUUUUUUUUUCUUCACCCUUUGUAACCAGACCAAACUGAGGUCAUAGAUCAGAAGAUAUUGUAACUACCUAGUUACAUUAUGUAUCUUCACUAAAUUAGAAGUGAAGAAAUGGUUUUCUUUGGGACCUAUUUGCAUUAAAUGUCUUAACCUUGUUGCUUCUGUAGGCUUUUCGUAUCUUUUCCAUGCACACAUUCAGCCAAUAAGUAUUUUUCCUCCCCUUCAUGAGAAAUAGAAGGCACCUGCAGUACAGAACUUCAAAGGAGGUGUAUACCUGUACAAGAAAGUUGCUGCAUCUACCCUGUUUUAGUAAAUGGCUCUUGUAAACUGUCCUGAGUGUAGAGUGCUUGUCUGAUAUGAAAUAUUUUUCUUGGAGAUGAUCAUAAAGGGAACAAAUAAAUACUAGUAUUUAUUCCAUAAUAGGAACAGUCUUUCUGAUGCUAAACAGUAAACGUUGCUGCCGUGAUUAAACCAUAGUGGAGAUUCUUUUCAAUGCUUGAAAUAUGUUAAUUCAAUGCAUUCUUUAAAACAACUCACAGGGAGUGGAAUUAAUAUAUGAAAGCCAUGUUAUUUUUUUAAUGCUUUUGCCACUUUCCAAGCAGUAGAGAAAACAUUUUUAUAGUGACACAUGAACACUUAAAAUGGACAUAAACUUCAGACUUGGAGAUUUGUUACAUGCUUUUUUUUUUUCUUUUUUUAUUACAGCUGAAACUUCAGCAUAGAACAAAAAGUGGGGUUUUUAAUCCCAUGAAUUGUUCCUAAUUGAAACUAUUGCAAACAAAUGUAGUCCUUAAAAUAAGCAUAAUUAAUGAAGAGUGGACAGGAUUUUGCCUGUGCAUGUUGUCACUAGGUUCCCAUAUCUUUCAUAAACACGAUUCAGAAGGCACUUGGAAUAAGCCAGAGUAUUCUUAAUACAUGCUGGCACAAAUUUCUGAGAAAAUAAUUCAUCCCAAAGUAAAAUGAUGAACAGUGUCCACUGGGACAGUGUAUUUUGGGAUAUGACCUCUUAGUGACUUGUGGUCUGAGGAAAGAUCUUGGAUUUAGCCCUAUUGGGCUAUGUCAAGAAUGGUGGAGUCCUCUGGCAAGGCGUUUAGACUAUUUUCUUAUGGUGUGGUCAACUUACAGCCUUUUCAUUCUUGAAAAUGAUGUCUAGAAGUAAUCGGUAAAAAGUAAUUACUGACAAGGUUAGUAGGGUUUUAUACUGGUUAUACAAGUAUAGUGACACUUGCAAAGAUAAUGCCGCUUCCAAGAUGUUUACCAGAUAUGUACUCCAUCAGAAAAAUGUCUCAUGUAAAACAAAUGUGUGACCAAACAAAUUAUGCAAAUCCUGGGGAAAAAAUGUGAUAGAGACUGGAGUCCAGUUAACAAAAUUAAAAUAAGUCAUCAUGUUUUAACAGA
This is a messenger RNA of Columba livia (rock pigeon), 3327 nucleotides long. RefSeq names its product farnesyltransferase, CAAX box, subunit alpha (gene FNTA). The coding region runs from base 4 to 1092 and encodes 362 amino acids. Gene Ontology annotation, molecular function: protein farnesyltransferase activity; CAAX-protein geranylgeranyltransferase activity. The record is from RefSeq and is a predicted model, not a curated record. NCBI's taxonomy places the organism in Eukaryota, Metazoa, Chordata, Aves, Columbiformes, Columbidae. The transcript is spliced from 9 exons. Gene Ontology annotation, cellular component: cytoplasm; protein farnesyltransferase complex; CAAX-protein geranylgeranyltransferase complex. Gene Ontology annotation, biological process: protein geranylgeranylation; protein farnesylation.